AUCCGUAUUCGGAAUGUGAAACGGUGCCUUUUCGAUUCUGGGUUGAGUGUGAAAAUCGUGCGAAGUGUCCUCGCCGAAGGUGUGGAAAUUGAAGGUGAAAAUCGGAGGCUUUGUGUUGUGCCGUCAUGGUUCAACAGAGGCUGGUGCUAGGGGGUGAUGGAAUAGGGGGCAGCUUGGCUGGUUAUAUCAGUGUUAUCAAUGAAAGAUUACUCAAUGGAUUAAAAGCGACGCAGAGGAAACCUUCUGAGUCAUUCUAAGAGGAAAUUUAAUUUGUAAACUUGAGAUAAUCUCAAUACUUCGGUUUCCAACUCGUUUUCCUCCCUUGAAGCUGCCAGUGUACUGUCUUGAGUGAUUGCGAGUUUUCCUCUAUCAAGAAGAACAAGAAUGCGAGAGAGUUUGUUCUAACAGUGAUUGAUUCGACGUGAAAAGUGGUGCCUUGCCCUGCUGUAACAGUGACGAUAAAGAAAUAAAAGGACCCCGUACUGGGAGGGGGUGGAGGACCACCAAUCACACAAAGAACAACAUCAACAACAAGAACAGGAUGGCAUCGCUCAAGGAUUGGGACAUUAUCAAACUGAGCACACUGAUUACGAAUGUGGAUGCCAAGUUAUCGGCAAGCACACGGACCGAUCGGGAUUAUCAGGUCCUGUGCCUGGUGCGACGGAACGAUCAGAUUCUGUUCCGGUACAUCGAUGGGAGCGGGGAGGUGCACCUGAUGCUGCUGUGCUGGUUUGCCGAGAAUCAAAAGUGCAUUCAGGACGUGUGCUUCGAUAGUAGCGAGCAGUGGCUGCUGGUUUUCUGUUACGACAACACGCUACACAUCGUCCCGGCUCUUUCCAUCUGCGACAAAUCGGCCCAGGUAGAGCCCACCUUCAAUCGGGAUGAGAUCACAUCCUUCAUCGUACCGUUCAUCGGUCCCCACGAAUGUCCCAAUCCACAAACCUGCCCCAACAAUUCGCACAACGUGUCGUCCUCGACCGUUCAGUCGCACCGUUCGUCGAUCGCGUCGGAAGCGAGCACCAGAUCUAGCAUAUCGGGUUCGGAACUUGGGUUGAAAAGGUCCGAGUCAAUGCACACAACGCACAAAAUCGACGAGAUCUUCUCGCUGAAUAGCAUCUACAGUCAGCUUCAGGGAGGCGCGGAGCAGUCGACUACCUCGCAGGAUCACCCGAUCACUCCGAUCGCGAUGAAGACCAUCGAGAACUUUUUCGCCGAAGGAAGGGACGACAAAGCAGGAGGGAUAGAUACCAAGGCAUCCACUCCGCAAGAGUGCUUCAGCCACACGAUCAGCUCCAGUAUUGAAUCGACGGUGUCCGGAUCGUGUCCCUAUCCGACGUGUUGUAGUUGGUGGGAAACCUUGACUAACGAACCGCGAGCGAUUCUGGGGUAUUCGGAUGGAUCGAUUUGCGUGGUGGCGUUGACGCCGAAUUGCCCAUUCCUGGGGAAUACGAACUGCGAGCGGGGGUCCAUUGAAAAGUUGAUCAUUUGUCAGGAUAACAGUAUGGAGACGAUCAGUCUGAUGAUAAAUACCUCGACCCGGGAGCAGUGGAAGCUGCUGCUGGAGCAGAAGUCCAUUAAGUACACGUUUCCAGGGGAUAUCUCUCCGAGUUCUAGUCAAGAGUUGAAGGCGGAGAUGUUGAAGUCUUUGGGAGAGGGGGGAGAGAAGCCGGAUUCGGCCGUGUUGGAGGACUGGCAGAUUGUGCUUUCGCUACCGAAGGAGGGAUCGGGAGGGGAACAGACAGCGGACAGUGGCGGAGAAAAAGGCUCCCCGAGUGGGUCCGAACCGCAGUCCAGUGACGACUUUGAGAAGGUUGAAGGUGAGGGUUCUACGGAGGAUGGAAAAACGGAUCAACAGGGAGCGUUGCCAAAAUUGUUUCCCGCUGCCAGGGCAAGACUUAUGUCCUUGAGGGACCUUGGAGCGAAGAAGAUCGGAACUUUGAAGCUUAAGCUCUCGGAAAGUCGUAUCAAAGCCAAAGAAAAAGAAAGGAUCAAGGAGCAAGCGGCGAACUUGGCCGUAAUGGAACUUCCCGGGAUGUACCCGGAGAUUCUAACUACACCGGCUGGGCCGUACUUUGUAGUUCAGUACUUGAACGGAAAAUACUUGCUGAGUGCGCUGCACUCGUAUUCGGACACCCUGUCGGUUCACAGCAUGGACAUCAGCUUGAUUCCGUUGCACAUCUUCAAAGUGCCGAAACAGUGUCGAUCGACGGUUCUGACCAGGAACGUCAUCUACGUAACGCAUCAUCUUAGUCUGGGGUCGGAGAGAACUACGGAGAGCACAAAUUCAUCGCCGGAUGCCAACCCGGAGGCAGUCGGCGAGCUUACGGAUCAACCUCGGCGGAAUACGGACAGUAGCAUCGAGAAUCUAGGUAGCAGCCGAAGUCAGACGCAGGACGAGGAUGUAUCAACGGAGACUACCAAUUCGGGAACGGUGAACGCCGUAUCGGUAGUGAGCUGCCAAAUAGCUGCGGUCAAGAUGGGAGACGACUGUGACUUCAACGAUCACGCCAUGCUAGGGUUGUUCCAAUUUCCGGACGAGAAGAUCUUGGAAAUUCAUCGGAUUAGUCCGUUGGGAGAUGGUAGCGAAACCAAAGAUCCGGACGAUCUGCGAUUCAACGCCCAGGACGAACCCGGUGAUGUCCGAUCCAUCUUCCAGAAGUCCACGGUUUCCAACUAUCUGAAGAUGCAGCGUAAUCUUCGGAUGGACAAGAAGCUGGAGACCCAUGAAAGUCAGGUGAUGAUCGGCGAGUUUCCUAGGGUGGAAUUCGACAGGGCGGUGAUCGUCACGGACAAAAACCUGUACCAGCUAGAGCUGAACGAUACGGCACGGAACUUGUUCCUGAAGUUGGCGCACAAAUCCUUGUGGGCAGCUUGUGAGGACUUCUGCACCACUUUUGGGCUUCCGCUGGCAACCUGUGUGGAAUACGCGGGGGAUGUUCUGCUGAAGCGGAGAAAGAUCACCGAAGCCUUGAUGACCUACAACGUGGCCCGGCUUUCACCGAUGAAGACAGCCCUCAAGCUGGCCAGCGUAAACGAGAACGUAGCGCUGAUGAAGCUGUGCUCGAUGGCGCUACGUAAUUCACACAUCAUCAACAGUCAGUACGUGAUGCACGAUGUGAUGCGCAUCCUGGUGGACGAGGCCCACCUGGGGAAUGUGGUUUACGAUUCGCUGAUGAAUCUUAAUGCCAAGGUCUCCCUGAAGCCAAUCAACGCCGGUGCCCAGUGCAGCGACUUCUCCUAUGAAAACGAUGACGUCUCGUGGGAUGUUCAGAUCUCAACCACGGCCCAGUUUCAUCUUUCCAAUCUGAUGCUUCUGACCCUGUGCGAACGAUGCGUUCAGGAUAAAAACUAUAUCCCGUUGUGGAACUUUAUUGUUACCAAUAGCAAAUACCACACCAGUCUGGCUUGCAUUGUCCUCGCUCACGGGAAGCUGUAUUCCUCAGUGGUCCUGUUGGCAAUGGUCCGCGGUACUUGUCUGGACGUGUUUAGCUGUCUGAUCGGUAUCUGGGAGCAACUGGCCGACCAACCUGCGGAAAUUAACGCCUAUGUCUACAAUCUCUCCAACGAGCUUUUCAUGGAAAGUUUAAUCUACCUGCAGGAAUACACCAUGGAGUACUUCGAGAUGAUCCGCAAGUGCUUGGAGAAGUUCGACAUCAACGUCCUGGAGCGGCUCAUCCGCCAGCUGAACCCGUUCCAUCCGAUCUACAGGCCACUGAUGCACAAACUGUCCAAUCACGACAGUAGUUCCGGUCGGGAACUGGACAAACACCUCCUACUGUUCUGCAAAUCCCUCAUUGAGACCUUCCUGGCCGUUUCGAUCCGCUCGCAAAUGCUCAAAAUGCACAACAGUAGUUUCCUGAACGCGCUGAAACACGUUCGGGUCCACUACGACGAAAAACCGGUCGAGAUGCGCCUGAAGCAGUACUCUCCCUUGUCGGCUGGGUUCUCGCACGCUGGAUGUGUAAUGAAUCGGAUUGCCUAUCUGUGGGGUUCCAACGGGGUCAACUGUGCGCUCAGUAGGACUUCACUUCAGGGUGAUCCUCUGGCACCGAACGGUUCUCCGCCGACGGCGUUCUUCCUGAAGCAGUUGGACCUGGAGGUGCUGGCGGUGCAGUGCGGACGGUUGCAUACGCUUCUGUUGACCAGCAAUGGGGUUUAUUCGAUGGGUGCCAACAACCUGGGCCAGUUGGGCAUCGGGAACCAUGUGCUGAACGCCUUACAGCCAAUGUUUGUGCAAUCCCUGGAUGGGAAGAACAUAACGCACAUUUGCACCGGACAGUACCAUAAUGCCGUCGUGGCCAACGGAUUGAUGUACACUUGGGGAUGGGGUAUCUUCGGUCAACUGGGACACGGAUCCGUUGCAGAUUGUCCCAAGCCUAAGGUCGUGGACUUUUUCCGCAAAAAGAACAUACAACAGAUUGCUCUGGGUCACGCCCACACCUUGGUUCUCUGUCGACAGGAUUGCAACACCAAAAAUGUCCUGUACGUGUUCGGGUCCAACCACUACGGCCAGUUGGGGUUGGGCCAGGAGGACAAGUUCAACUUCACCGUCGAUACGCGCAACGGCAAAUCGUUUGUCCUGUCGUUGAUCCCUCGUCGAGUGGAUUUCGACGAGGAGGUCCUCCUCAUCAACACCAAGCUGUUUGUUAACUUGGUCCUCACCAAGAGCAACAACCUGUACACUUGGGGUGCAUCGCCGCAGGCUCUCCGUCUGGCGAAUCAAGCUCGCAAGCGGGCAAAGUCAUCGCACAAAUGUCGACCGAACGUGAUGGCGCAAUCUGCCCCGGCGGGCCCAUCAACCAGUCCAGCUUCAGCUCCAGCUGCGGAUCGGGAAGCCAAGCCGGACGGUGCGGAACCGGAAGCGCCGAAAUCGCCGAACGCCCCCGAGGAACCGAAAGAAGAGCAACAACCAAAGACGAGCGAAGAGGAACAACAACCGAUCGAAGCGGCGGUAGUGGAGGAGCCACCGAAGACACCGGACGGUGGUCCCAUUCCGGAUAUCAAAAUUGAAGAUACCUGUGCCGGGGAAGAGUCAAAGACACCCGACGGCGAUGAGAAAGCAGCCACUCCGGGAGAGGAGUUUGCCGAGCAUCUGUUUCCCUGUUUGGUCGAUACGACGCUCGUACAGGAUGAUAUCGUGCGGAUCUCCAGCGGUCUGUACCACUUCGCCCUGGUCACGUCACGAUCGCACAUCUACACCUGGGGCAAAAACAUUGAGCGGCAGCUGGGCCGGGAAGGCGGUCGCAACGAAGUCCUAAUCCCAACCAAGCUGGACACCGUUGCGGGAGUUGAAUACGUAGAGUGCGGUGCCGAUUUCACCCUUAUCAUGACCGAGGAUGGCGUGGUAAAAUCCUGGGGCAACAACAACAUGGGCCAAUGUGCCAAGGAGAUCAACCAGGAACGUAGUGGCGUUCCGGGGAAGCUGGUGAGGCUGCCGAUCUCCAACCGGUUGGUGCGAAUUCCGGACAGUUCGCAGUUCAUCGAACUGCCGCACGAGAUCAAGCUACCUCCCAGCGAUGGAAGUCACGAACCGGGCCACCAGAUGCUGCGGCUGAUCAAAUCGAUGCCCAAGUUCCGGCGGAACUUUGUGGUGAAGAGCAGUUUGGAGAAGAUCAUUAGCAAUAAUAUAUCAACAAUCAGCUCCAGUUUGAACGAUGUUAGCAAUACGACCGAGAUGGACGAUUUUGUCGGAGAGUUGAAAACGGCGUUCGACUGCCGGAUUCAGAACCAGAACGCUAGUACGAUGUCCUCGCUGCAGUCGGUGUCGUACGCUACGUCACCUACGUCGAUGGCUAUCGACGACGACGAGGAUGACGAAGGUUUGGAAGAUAUGGACCAAGAUGAGGGAAGCUCGGAAUCGUCGCGGAUUUUCAACGAACGCCAUCUGCUGAGCAACGAUUUCAUCCAUUACUGUUUGUACAUUUUCCACGGGCUGUAUAGCCAGGACAACAUCCUGGAGUUGACCAAGCGCUGUAACGAGUACCACAUUCGGAUGAUGAUGUUGAACUACGAUUACGUGGAGGCGUUCCACCUGAUUCUGGAGCUUUUGUCCGGAUCGCUGUCCUCGUCGGCCUCCCCGGUCACAGUCGCCAAAACCACCAUGAACUUGGUCAAAAUCUUCGAAUACUUCACCAAAGACUCCAACAUCAUCCCGAUGGAUACGGCCAACUUCAAGUACUUUAUAUACGAGCUGUUCAUGUUCUUCAUCAAGCACAAUAUCAACCUGGACGUCCUGGAGGAGUACUUCCUGCGUAAUCUGGAGUACUACCUGGUUCAGCUGGCCUUCGUUCUGUACUUCAGCAAUACCAACAAUAUCUCGGCGGGCCUCCGAGGCAACGUGGACAGCGAAACGCUGGAAAUGGAGCGCCGUCUGCUGGACAAGUUCAACAACAAUGGUAACAACCUGCUGGCGGCGGCGGAAGCUUUCGGGCCGAGCUCGCCACAAUCCGCGGGCAAGGUGGUGCGGAAGCUGGAAAACACCGACACCAUCAGCAAAGCCCUGUCGACCAAGUUCAGCGUGAUGCUGUGCCAGAAGCUGAUGGAAUACUUUGACCGGUUCAAAUGACUGCAGAUUUUCGAUGACGCGGAGGACGACGAAGACGAGAACCGGCGCGAACGGUCCCGUUAGAUUUCUAUAUUUUCUAGUUUUUGUUUUGUAUUGUGCAAACCGAGUCAAAGUUUUUCGAUUUUAUUUAUUGAUAACAUUGUAAAUCAAAGUACUUACCGAGACAUCACACUUUUCGUGUUGUGUAGAUAGCUUUUUAUAGGUUUUUUUUAUAUAUUGAUAUACCUCUAGGGAAUAGCUUGCUUAUUAUAUAUUUAUUGAGCAAAAUAUUGUGCGUGUGAUGUUGUAUUCUCCUAAAUCAAUUGUUAGCGAUAUUUAUUGACGAUAAUAAUAAUAUAUUCGAUCGAUCUGUUUGAUACAAAGGUCUGAAACUAAAGCUGUGUGCGCGUGAGAGCAAAAAAAAAACACAAAAUCGGAGGAAGGUAGUCGGUUUAGUUUCAGUGAAGUUUCGUGGAACAAAAUGAAAGACUGAAAAUUUUACCGGACUGACGACCACUACUAACGAAUGAACUAACAUCACUAACUGUCUAGGAAACUAUCUUUUUUACGUGCACUGAAGCAGUUUAGCCCAGUGGGAAAUAAUGAUAAUUAGAGUUCUUACGCUUUGAAGUAUA
This is a messenger RNA of Aedes albopictus (Asian tiger mosquito), 7179 nucleotides long. RefSeq lists its product as uncharacterized. The record is from RefSeq and is a predicted model, not a curated record. The transcript is spliced from 10 exons. Gene Ontology annotation, molecular function: ubiquitin protein ligase activity. Gene Ontology annotation, biological process: protein ubiquitination. The coding region runs from base 542 to 6565 and encodes 2007 amino acids. Gene Ontology annotation, cellular component: cytoplasm; membrane. NCBI's taxonomy places the organism in Eukaryota, Metazoa, Arthropoda, Insecta, Diptera, Culicidae.